Messenger RNA from Triplophysa dalaica, 1837 nucleotides. It is a transcript of the gene eif3d, whose product is annotated as eukaryotic translation initiation factor 3, subunit D. Gene Ontology annotation, cellular component: cytoplasm; eukaryotic translation initiation factor 3 complex. Gene Ontology annotation, biological process: translational initiation. The transcript is spliced from 16 exons. Bases 102 to 1760 code for a protein of 552 amino acids. The record is from RefSeq and is a predicted model, not a curated record. NCBI's taxonomy places the organism in Eukaryota, Metazoa, Chordata, Actinopteri, Cypriniformes, Nemacheilidae. Gene Ontology annotation, molecular function: translation initiation factor activity.
GUUACUUUACGUUUUACGGCAAGGGCUUUUCACCAGACGGUCUUGGGAGAAGUCGUGCAUACAUCCAUCAAUAAAUACGAAUUCGUAUACCAGUAAAGGAAAUGGCAAAGUUCCAUGCCCCUGUGAUCCAGGAAAACCCAUCAGGAUGGGGUCCUUGUGCUGUACCCGACAAGUUUAAAGACAUGCCCUACCAGCCUUUCAGUAAGGGAGACAGACUUGGAAAGGUGGCUGACUGGACUGGAGCAACAUACCAGGAUAAGAGAUACACAAAUAAAUACUCUUCACAGUUUGGCGGAGGCAGUCAGUAUGCAUACUUCCAUGAGGAGGAUGAGACCAGCUUCCAGCUGGUAGACACUGCCAAGACUCAGAAGACUGCAUAUCAGAGGAACCGUAUGCGAUUUGCUCAGCGAAAUCUCCGGAGGGAUAAAGAUCGCAGGACUCUUACUCAGUUCAACAUGCAGACCUUGCCUAAGAGUGCCAAGCAAAAGGAAAGGGACCGUAUGCGCCUGCAGAAGAAGUUCCAAAAGCAAUUUGGUGUACGGCAGAAGUGGGAUCAAAAGUCGCAGACCCAGCUUAAACCCAGAGACUCUUCUGUGGAGGUGCGCAGUGACUGGGAGGUGAAAGAGGAGAUGGACUUUCCUAGGCUCAUGAAGAUGAGAUACAUGGAUGUGGACGACCCAACUGACAUUGAGUCCUGUGGAGCUCUUGAGCACUACGACAAGGCUUUUGAUCGCGUCACCACUCGCAAUGAAAAGCCACUCAAGAGCAUCAAGAGGAUCUUCCACACCGUCACUACCACCGAUGAUCCCGUGAUCCGCAAGCUUGCAAAGACCCAGGGCAAUGUGUUUGCCACCGACGCCAUCCUGGCCACUCUGAUGUGUUGUACACGCUCUGUUAAUUCGUGGGACAUUAUAGUUCAGCGUGUGGGCAACAAGCUCUUUUUUGACAAGAGGGACAACUCAGAUUUUGACCUGCUUACUGUUAGUGAGACUGCGAACGAGCCACCGCAGGAUGAGGGCAGCUCACUCAAUUCCCCCCGUAACCUGGCUAUGGAGGCCACUUACAUCAAUCACAACUUCAGCCAGCAGUGUCUCAAAAUGGGAGGAGAGAGGCACAAGUUCCCCAAUCCAAACCCCUUUGUUGAGGAGGACAUAGAGAAAAGUGAGGUCGCCUCUGUAGCCUACAGGUAUCGGAGGUGGCAGCUGGGGGAGGAUAUUGAUCUCAUCGUCCGCUGUGAGCAUGACGGAGUGAUGACAGGAGCAAACGGAGAAGUGUCUUUUAUCAAUGUGAAGACCUUGAACGAGUGGGACUCCCGGUACUGCAAUGGAGUUGACUGGCGACAGAAACUGGAUUCCCAGAGAGGAGCGGUUUUAGCCACAGAGUUGAAGAACAACAGCUACAAAUUGGCUCGUUGGACCUGCUGUGCCAUUCUUGCAGGAUCAGAGUACCUCAAGUUGGGGUACGUGUCCCGUUAUCAUGUAAAGGACUCAUCAAGGCACGUUGUCCUUGGCACACAGCAGUUUAAACCCAAUGAGUUUGCCAGCCAAAUUAACCUGAGCAUGGAGAACGCCUGGGGCAUCCUGCGCUGUGUCAUUGACAUCUGUCGCAAACUGGAGGAAGGCAAAUACCUCAUCCUUAAAGACCCAAACAAGCAAGUCAUUAGGGUGUACAGUCUGCCUGAUGGAACCUUCAGCUCAGAUGAGGAUGAAGAGGAGGAGGAGGAGGACGAGGAAGAAGACGAAGAGGAUGAUGAUAACUAAGGCGAAAUUAAUUAUCACAGCUGCCGGCAUUACGUGUAACUUUGUCAGAGCUGAAUAAAGAUAAUUGAGUAUUCAUA